GUCGCUCGCGUCAAACAUGGCAGCUUCCAUGUGUUAACAUGAGAGCGAACCGCAAGCGGUGUGUAACAGAGAGUAAACAGCUAGCACAGGGGUGCCCGUUGCUUUGGAAACAAAAUAAUAAAACUUCCAAGAAAACAGGAGAGCCAGUGUCCACGCAAAGGAGGUGACACGGCCAUUGUGGCUUUAUGCUGGUGCGGACAGCCCGGCUGUUCCCCUUCAUCAUCUCCCAUCACCUGCAUCCCUCUCGCACACAUUCAGCCGGACAAGGAUUUCGGUGGAGUGCAGCUGCUGCUAGCAGGGGAGUGAGAUUCAUGGAAACUGAAGUUCCUGCCUCUAACCCUCCAGCUGCAUCUGCUCAAGAUUCAGCAGAUGGCACGGGCCAGUCCGCCACUAGCUCUACAGGUGACCAGGAGAAGAUGCCUUCUGUGGGACUGUUACCAGGAGAGACAGUGGUUAAAGAGGGAAAGGCAGCCAUCUUGUUCCCCAGUGCCAAUGAGGUGUUUUAUAACCCAGUGCAGGAGUUCAACAGAGAUUUAACAUGUGCUGUGAUCACAGAGUUUGCGAGAGAGCUGCUGGCUCAGCGAGGGGUGAAGGUGGUGGUGCCAGGCGAACAGGAGAGGGUGGUGGUCUCUCUGUCAGAGGAGACAAACGAGGCCGAGGCACAGACGGAGGAGAAAAACGGAUCAGAGGAGCCAGCUGUAAAGGCAGCUGCGGGGGAGAAAUGUGAGCGUGGUCUGCGUGUCCUGGAGGGCCUAGCAGCAUCUGGUUUGCGCUCGGUGCGUUUUGCUCUGGAGGUCCCAGGCCUGCAGAGCGUCACUGCCAACGACUUCUCUGCUAAGGCGGCGGCUCUGAUCGCCAGGAAUGCCCAGUACAACGGAGUGAGCCACCUGCUCCAGGCCAGCUGCAGAGAUGCCAGGUAUGACUAGUCAGCAUGUUCUGCUGCUUUACUUCCCACUUUGAUCAGCUCCACUGUUCAGUCAGGUCUUUUAUGUAUAACCUGUACAGACAUGGCGGUGAUGGCAGGAAACAGUGGAGAGACUUGCUACAGCAAAUACGGUUCAGUCUCCAUCAAAGCCAAAUAUUGUCAUGAAAUGGCUCUGCGCAUCAUCCUGCACAGUUUGGACCAGAGGGCAGGAGUGUACCAGCGAUACAUCCAGCCCCUGCUGUCCGUCAGCGUCGACUUUUACAUUCGAGUCUUCGUCCGCGUCUUCACAGGACAGGCUACAGUCAAAAACUCAGCCAGUAAGCAGGCGCUGGUGUACAACUGUGUCGGCUGCGGGGCUUUCCACUUGCAGAGAAUGGGCAGGAGAACGAGCAACGGAAAACACAUGAAGUAUUCUGCUGCCACCGGGCCACCGGUUGGACCAGAGUGUGAGCACUGCGGACAGAGACAUCAGCUGGGCGGUCCGAUCUGGGCAGAGUCCAUCCACGACCUGGAGUUCGUCCAGAAGGUUUUGUCUGCCGUGUCGGGGAACCCUUCCAGGUUUGGGACAUCUAAACGCAUUGAGGGCGUGCUGAGCAUGGUGACUGAGGAGUUGGAGGAUGUGCCGCUUUAUUACACCGUGGACAAUCUGAGCAGCACGAUACACUGCAAUACUCCACCCCUGCUCCAGUUUAGGUCUGCUCUCCUCCAUGCUGGCCACAGGGUCUCCCUCUCUCACGCCUGUAAAAACGCCAUCAAAACAGACGCUCCUCCUGCAGCCAUCUGGGACAUCAUGCGAUGCUGGGAGAAAAUCAACCCUGUAAAGAGGGAGAAAUUAUCUCCGACCAGCCCCGCAUUCAAGAUCCUCUCCACUGAGCCCAGCUUUGAGGCCUGUUUCACUGUAAGGGAGGACGCCAACCCUCAGUCCCGUAAGCGCCACCUGACCCGGUUCCAGGAGAAUCCUCAGGCCUUCUGGGGACCCAAAGCUCGCGCCAAAGCUGGUGGUGGAAUCUCUGCUGACCUGCAAGACAAGAGGAAAAAGUUCCAGAACAAGAGAAAGAACCAGAUCACAGACUCUUCUCAGCUCAAGACCUUCCCCUGCAAGAAGUUCAAACAGGGAACAUGUACCCACGGAGACGAGUGCUGCUACUUCCAUGACUCGGAGCAGACAAAUGAACAGAAAACAGAGUGAUGACUCUAUAUUUUUCCUUUAUUUUAAAAUAAUCUUAUUUGUGGAAUUUGAAUGGAUGUUUGAAUGUUGCACAGCAGACUGUUUUGGCUUUUAAAAGUUACUGUACAUAACAUUUCCAUGAUUUAGUUCUAUGCCAGAGGGUUUUUUCUUUUUGACUGUCAGCCUGUGUUCACACCAAUAAAGUCAUUGCUGUGAGA
Neolamprologus brichardi is the source of this 2311-nucleotide messenger RNA. NCBI's taxonomy places the organism in Eukaryota, Metazoa, Chordata, Actinopteri, Cichliformes, Cichlidae. The record is from RefSeq and is a predicted model, not a curated record.